Molecule: messenger RNA, 4424 nt
Organism: Blepharisma stoltei
Lineage: Eukaryota; Ciliophora; Heterotrichea; Heterotrichida; Blepharismidae
Source: the annotation of a GenBank genome assembly
AUGGUGGCUAGAAUUUUAUUUUUCGCGACCUUUGCUCUUUCUUCAGUAAACCUGCUAGUUUUCUUCAGUGAAAACACCCAGAGCUCUCUGAUUUCCUUUUUCCAAGAAAAUUUGUCAGAGAUAAUAGGCAAUUCAAUCACUUUUGAUAUCCUUUUUUUUACAGCAAGUGUAUCAACAAAUUUUUCAAUUCUCUUUCGAGGAGACCUCCCUGUGGUUAUUGAUGCUACUUAUGAUAUCAAUUUGAGUCAAUAUUUAUUAGCAGCCACAGAAGAAAAUCAUAUAUUGAAUCUUAGCUUAGAUUCAAACAUCAUCCCUACAGGAGCAUGACAAUAUCAUUUGCAUACUGCUUUUGAAGGCCAGCUCUCAGCUAUUGAGGAAUUUUUAAACUAUUUAGGAUUAAGCCAAAUUGCUAUGAUAAGCACGAACACGCUCGAUUCCAUAAAAAUUUCAAAUAGCUUUGAGGAAGACUUCUUGAAAAAAGUGAAAUUAAAAGUAUCACUUACAGACACUCUAAGCUCAGAAAGUACUGAUAAUAUAGCAGGUAGGCUAUUAAAACCAAAUGGGAUGCAAAAUUUUAUAAUGUUUUGUGAAGGGAGCUAUAUUGACAUUUUCGUAACCUCUUUAAUAAAUAAAAAAAUUUAUAAAGCAGGUGCAAGCGUUUUGAUUUGAAGUCAAGGAAUAUGAGGAGGGACCAAUGACGGGCUUUUGUACUUAGUUGAGCAAGGUCUUGAAAUGUCAGCAUCUUAUCUUGAAUAUGAAGCGCUCACUGUUAAAGCUUUCACAAGUUUGGUAAUUGAAUAUAUUAAUACUUUUUCAAGCAGCCAAGGCCCUAAUAUUGAUAGCAGAUCAUUAAAACAGUACAUGGAUGCGCAUACAGAUAAUCAUUAUAGGUUUCCAAUUUAUUCUUUGGUGAAUAUCGUCAAUUCUUUGAAGGUUAAAGUUGGGACUGUGACAAAAAAUCAAAUUUCUUUAUCUAGUCAAAUUAUUUAUCCUGGCAAUUCAACUGCAAAGCCUUCAAUAUCGAAGGCACCUAUAAUAAUGUCUCUAACUAGCUCAGGAAAUGAGCCGGAUGGAACCUACAACUCUUAUCAGCCAAUCAUAUCGCAAGGUAAUUUUUUUGCCAGAGACUGAAUCAAUAACAGCUCUUUGAUUCUGGAAAAUUUCAAAAUUGUUUUUACAGAGAACAGCUGUGGGACCAGUGUAUUUAUUCAUGAUAAAGCUGUCACAUGUUAUACUCCCUUGAAAGAUGAGCUGGGCUUGUUCUUUCUCGGGUCUGAUUACUAUGCAGCGGAUAUUGGUGUAAUGCUUCUCUUACGGGAAUGGAAUAUUUCUAUGGCACAUGUCGAUACAGCUACAAGCCCCCUCCUUUCCAACAAAACGUUGUAUCCUGAGUUUAUGAGGGUUGUGCCAAGUGGCAGCUACAAUGCUGUAGUUUUAGUAAAACUUUGUCAAAUUUUUGGGUGAAACAAUGUAAAUGUUGUGUAUGCUAAUCUCAGCACAAACAUAGCUAUGUAUAAUACUUUUGUAAGCGAAGCUACUAAAGUUGGCAUCACAAUCGCAAACGAUGAAACUAAGAGAAUCCUGCCACAAAAUUAUGCGAGGACAAUGCUCGAAAAUUAUCGAUAUGUUUUUCAAGCCGUUAAGGACACUAAGGUGAGGAUUUUUAUCACUUUUCAAGGAGCAAGUUCAAGCUAUCAGGCAGUUGAAGGUCUCUAUGACGUCGGAAUGCGAAAAGGAGAUGCUGUUGUGGUCCUUUCGUCAAAAACUGGAGGCCAAGCUAUCAUACAAAAUUAUGUGCAAGAAUAUUUGACAAAACUACUGGAACUUUUAUGUGGGUGUAUAAGCGUGAGUGCUGUGGAGUACACUGGCGAGUUCGGAAAUGAAAUCAAAAAUAGCAUGGCUAGCUACUGAGGAAGCUCUCCCAGCUUUAAAGGUUCUCACUUUGAUCAGACUUUGUUAGCGGCAUACGGAGUUGAUUUUGCAAUUAAAAAAGGGGAAGAUUUCGAAAAUGCAGCAGUUUUAAUAAAAUCCACUCGGGCACAAAGAAUUACUGGAGCUUCUGGAACAAUUGCAAUAGACUCUACCUCAAAUGAUCGGAGCUAUAUGAUUCUAACUCCCCCCCGUGAGUGAACAGAACCAUUAGAAAAAUCCCUAUUUUUUGCUCGAAAACCCAUCCUCCGCGAGUAAACAAAAAUUUUUUUUAAUAGAAACAUUUUUUUAUGACAAAUAUUUGAUAUAUAAGUGAUUAUUAGUAUAAUGAAAUUUCGAGCUAAUUCUGUUUAAUUUUAAACAAAUUGCGUUUUAAAACAUAAAUUUUAUAAAUUAAAAUUAAUAUUUGCUUCAAUUUUUGCAAAUAGGAUUUUGGAAAAAAAAACAAUUUUAUAUAUAAUGUGUUUUUUUUAAAAAAAAUUUAACCCCCUCCAUGAGUGAACAAACGUUUUUUGUUCACCCACGGAGGGGGAGUAAGCAUCAACAAUUUUUAUGCAAGCAAUCAGACAGGAGUUUAUAAUGAAAGUGUUCCUGGGUAUUAUAUACCCACUUCAAGCACUCCAAUACAAAUCAGCUCAAAUAUAAUAUGGCCUGGGCCUUCAUAUAAUGUCCCAAGCGAUACUAUUGCUCUAAAUUCAGACUGUCCGUUCGAUCAAUCCUUAUCUGAAGAUUCCACUAACUCCCUUCCCCUCCGUGAGCGAACAAAGCCAUUAGAAAAAAUCCCUAUUUUUGCUCAAAAACCCCUCCGUGAGCGAACAAACAUUUGUUAAAUAGAAGAAUUUUUAUGAUAAAAUUUUGAUAUAAGUGAUAAUUAGUAUUACAUAUCUAAUGCUAAUUCUGUUUAAUUUAAACAAAUUGCGUUUUAAAACAUAAAAUUUAUAAAUUAAAUUAAUAUUUGCUAUCGAAUUUUUGUGAAUUAGGAUUUUUUUUAAAUUUAUAUAUAAUUUUUUUUUUAAAAAAAAAUUUAACCCUCCUCCGUGAACGAACAAGUUUUUUUGUUGGCUCACGAAGGGGGAGUAAAGGGAUUGCUACAUUUGCUACUAUUUGCUUCUCAUUAGCUUUAAUCAGUUUUAUCAUGACUUUCAUUAUGUGGAAGCGAGGCUUUCCGAACCCUUACCCAAAGCUAACAGAUAAAAGAGAAAUCCAAUUCGCUGACUCGUUUGCAAUGUUUACGAUGAUAGUAGAGGCCUUUCAAUAUAUUAACAUAGGUCCAAAGUUUGAAAAAGACCCUAUUACAGAGUAUCUAGGAAGCUUGUCUAAUAUCAGUGUUGAGCAGUUCACAAGUAUGAAGGGCUCAACAUAUUGACUGUGGCUAGAUAUUAUGCUGGGAAUCAUUUGCUUUUGGUUUAUAAAUUGCCUCGUUUCCUUUAUGAGAAAUCAAGAAUGGAUAAAUAAACUUUUCGUGGUUAGGUGGCUACUUAAAUACAGAGAGAUCGUAAUUCCGCUCCUUGGAAAUACAUUUUUUAUAGCAAUUAUCAAUAUUCUUUUAAGUGUAUUUAAAUGCUCAAAAUCAAUUGGCAGUGAUUUAGACACAAGCUAUAUGGAUAUUGAUUGCCAUGAGUUUUGCUGGCAGGGCACUCAUAUCGGUUAUGCAAUAGUCAGCAUUUUUGUGCUGCUGUUAUAUCUUCCUAUCUCUAUUUUGCUAAGGCCUAUGUGGACCAAUCUUAAGCUAGAACAAAAUUUAAGAUGUCAGCCUGAAUAUUUAACUAUUAAGAGCGCUGUGCAAGUCAUAUACAUCGCUUUGAACAAAGCAAUUUCUAUUUAUAGUAAAACUGCGCAGGGAUUUAUCUAUUUAAGUUUAAUUAUUGUAUUUAUUGUGUACAACGUCAAAAAACCGCCUUUUAACUAUGACAGAAUGAAUAUGUGGCAGAUUAUUUUAUUAUAGAGUUUGAACCGCUAUUGAUUACCUUUGCGAGGGUUUCCCGCAGCAACUUGGAGUUGACUGCCACCUUUAGGCUACUCGUCAGAGCUCAAAGUUGCUGUGGGAAACCUUCGCAAAGGCAAUCUGUAGUGGUGCAGACGCUAUAUGUUGUGUUUGCUGAUCAGUCCUUUUGACAAGUAUCUCAUCUGGGAUCAAUAAAUUCUAUUUAGAACUUGUGAUUGUUAAAGUUGUGGGAUGAGCGGUCAUGGUCGGCUUAGGGCUUGCUUUGCAAGCCAAAAGAUUCCCUGGACUAUUGAUAAGGCCACAGCCACCAAAUAUUGCCCAGUUAUUCAGAUUUAUGCUGACGUCUGCUGUGAGGGCUGACUCAUUAGCAAAAAGAAACCUGAAAUUUGCAAGCGGAAAAUAUGAAAUGAAAAAAGAAAGUGAAAUAGCUCCAUCAUCUGGAAAAACUGAAGUAGUCACUAUUAAUCAUUCCGUUAUGAAAUUAGAUGAUAAAACUAGGAUGGAAAUUGCAGAAGAAUAUAUGCUAGCUGAAGAAAGCGCUAACGUGUAA